AGAAGAAACAAAAAAAAUGAACAAACUUUCAUUCACUACGAUAUGUUUGACAACAGUCCUACUUUUCUCCAUGUACUGUGAAGCAUUGAGUGUAGAUCAAUUCAUCAACGAUAAUUCUUGCUACAUUGUAUUAACAAGAUAUGACAACAACCUAUUCGUUCCAGUAACAUUGAAUUGGAUUCGUUGCCCUCGUAAUGUAUACCCUUCGAUAUUUCUACGAGCGGAGUGUUCUUCACGUUGCAAAGAUCCUGUUACUGGCAAGGACUUCAGCACAUUACGAUACAAAACUGAAGAGGUCAAACACGAAAUAAGUUUUCAAGUUCGAAAAAACAAUAGGGUUGAAACUGAGACGAUCACAUUAGUAAAUACUUGCAGAUGUGUGAAAAGAUAA
Molecule: messenger RNA, 391 nt
Organism: Styela clava
Lineage: Eukaryota; Metazoa; Chordata; Ascidiacea; Stolidobranchia; Styelidae
Source: RefSeq, a predicted model, not a curated record